This is a messenger RNA of Lepisosteus oculatus (spotted gar), 9264 nucleotides long. It is a transcript of the gene snx30, whose product is annotated as sorting nexin family member 30. The record is from RefSeq and is a predicted model, not a curated record. Lineage: Eukaryota; Metazoa; Chordata; Actinopteri; Semionotiformes; Lepisosteidae. Gene Ontology annotation, molecular function: phosphatidylinositol binding. Gene Ontology annotation, cellular component: early endosome; phagophore assembly site. Gene Ontology annotation, biological process: autophagy of mitochondrion; reticulophagy; piecemeal microautophagy of the nucleus.
GGCUCAAGCGCCGCCCAGUGGUCACGGAGAUCAACAACACAGCGAGAUUUGUUGUGUUGUAUCUGUGGUGUUUCCUGUAUAUGAGCGCUUGUACUUCCUGAAUUGCGCACUGCGAGUCAGCUGACAGACUCUUAGAGGUUGAGGGAUUGUGCGGUUGAACUGGAAUAAUCACACACAUAAAAAAUAAAAACUACCACCAGAGAAGGAUCUGAACAUCUGCCGAAAAUCCGCUUGCACAAUGAGUGCUGGCACCCCUAAAUCGCUACCGUCUUCGGGGCAGAAAUCCAUUCAUGAUAUCAGCCAUCCUCUCUCAUCGGAGGAUACAAUUCUCACACCCAGUCCGGAUCUACCGAACACCAGUAGCAUCGGAGAAAAGGAUUUGAGUUUACCCAACGGCACCCCAGUAGAUACAUCCAGCCCAGCAUCAUCGUCCUCUUUACUUAACAGACUACAGCUUGACGACGACCUGGAUGGAGAGACCAGGGACCUCUUUGUCGCUGUUGACGAUCCAAAAAAGCAUGUCUCUACCAUGGAGACGUAUAUUACCUACAGAGUCACCACUAAGACCACCAGGACAGAGUUUGACUUGCCAGAGUACUCGGUGCGCCGAAGGUAUCAAGACUUCGACUGGCUCAGAAACAAACUGGAAGAGAGUCAGCCAACACAUCUUAUUCCUCCUCUCCCUGAGAAGUUUGUGAUGAAAGGGGUUGUGGACCGGUUUUCAGAAGAGUUUGUGGAAACAAGACGGAGGGCCCUUGACAAAUUUCUGAGGAGGAUAGCAGAUCAUCCUGUCCUAUCCUUUAAUGAACACUUCAAUGUGUUUCUGUCAGCAAAGGAUCUCAAUUCGUACAAGAAGCAGGGCAUGGCCUUGUUGACCAAAAUGGGCGAGUCGGUGAAGUACGUCACGGGGGGCUACAAGCUGAGAGGGAGACCCCUGGAGUUUGCCGCGAUGGGGGAUUACCUGGACAUGUUCACACAGAAGCUGGGCACCAUUGACAGAAUAGCUCAGAGGAUCAUCAAAGAGCAAUCAGAAUACCUGGUGGAGCUGCGAGAGUACGGCCCAGUGUAUUCCACGUGGGCCGCCGCAGAGACGGAGCUGCAGGAGCCCCUGGAGGGGGUGUCGGGCUGCGUGGCCAACUGCUGCACCGCCCUGGAGGAGCUCACCGAGGACAUGAGCGAGGACUUCCUGCCCGUGUUGCGCGAGUACGUCCUCUAUGUCGAGUCCAUGAAGAACGUUCUGAAGAAAAGGGAUCAAGUUCAGGCAGAAUAUGAGGCCAAGCUAGAGGCUGUUGCAUUCCGAAAAGAAGAGCGAACAGGGGUUCCUACAGACGUUGAGAAAUGCCAGGACCGAGUGGAGUGCUUCAAUGCCGACCUGAAGGCGGACUGGGACCGUUGGCAGAACAACAAAAGGCAGGAUUUCAGGCAACUGCUCACAGGGAUGGCUGACAAAAACAUCCAGUGUUACGAAAAGUGCCUUGCAGCCUGGGAGUCCAUCGUUCCUUUGCUACAGGAUAAACAAGAUGCCAAAGGAGAGACGAACUGACUGUGCCCCCCUCCCCCCACACACCCCCCCCCGGUGCUGCUGUCCCUGUCUCUUGGCCCAGCCUCUGAGCCCACAGAACUGACUAGUUUCUUUCUGGUCACGUGUUCUUGUGGAAGAUCCAUGAGUGAAGAUAGGGGAACUUUACAGAGACUUAUUCCAAGACUUUUUUUUUCUCUCUGAAAAGAAAGUGUUUAUAUUUCUUAAACCCAACCUCCCCACCAUCCUACCAUGUGGUCGUGUGACGUGGAUUUACUCUUCUUACUCUUAUUUGUAAUAAAGGAACUUUUUCCCUGUCCUUCAGCUCACUCACAGGGUUCAUUCACUAACCCAGCCAUCCACUGACGGGUAAUUCUGAGUGAGUAGAUGUUUUGGAUCCAGUCAUUCAAAGGAUUGUAAAGGAAAAUGAAACUAUAACAACAACAAAAAAAGUUCUCGAUAUUCAAUAACACUAUUGUGCUACUGGACUGAUCAUUUUUAAAAGCAAAUAGUUGAGAGGCCAGAAAUUGUUUUACUCAAAUCUGCAGGGCCUUUAAUUGCAAAAGAUUACUAUUUUUCAAGUGCAACUUCACAUUUUAGUCUAGUGUUCUGUGUCAGCCUAAGAAAUGUGCCAUCUCUUCUGGCCAAAGACACUGAGAACUUAGUCUCCUGAUUAUGUUGAAGAAAUAAGGCCUUUGUUUGAAUACUCAGAGUUCUCAUUAAAAAUCCUUAACAAUAGUGCCAGCAAAAACAUACUGGACAUUGGUCUGCUGGGCUUGCCUGGAGCAGUGAAGAACUGAAAAAGUUAUUUUGUUUCUUGAAGCAUAGGUUUCUUUUUGCGUUGUCAUUAUGCUGAGAGAUUAAAGAGUGUGCCACUUCUUUGAUUACAAAAUGAGAAACCUUCUUCUUAAGAUAUGUGAGACACAUUGCAGAGUUCGGUGCAUUUUUAAGAAUUUCUGUGAUUAAGAUAUGAGUGCCUUUUGUAAUCAUCUCCAAUGAUGGCUUGGAGUCCGCUCCUAGUCUAAAUGAAGAAUUCAUUUAAGGUUAAAUACAAUAAGUACAAACUACUUAUGAGAGCAUAAGGUUAAAAUCUGACUUCCGUCAUCUUAAAUCUCUUGUUUGAACAUUUUCCUUGAUAUUUUUUGCAAAAUUCUCCAACAAAAUUCUCUGUUAUAACAGCAAACAAAAGGCUUUAGUUUUUAUAAAAGACCAAGAAAUUCCAAAGUGAAACUUACAAUCUAUGGUGUAAACUAGUUUAGGCUAUUUAAUAAUUAAAUGAUUGUGUUUAAGUUUAUUCUGCUUCGGGGGCAAGAUACUCAGAGCAGCAGAUAAAAUGUGCACAAUAUUUGCAGGUAAAAAACAAGAGUUCAUGUAUUUCCUGAAUUUUGAAGGACUUGUUUUUCUUGCUUUGCUUUAGGGGUAAAAUGCUUUAUUCAUUUCCUGUACUUGUUCUAAAAGUGAACUCUCCUUCAAGGUAUAAGUUAUAUUUAGCGAUCCAAUAUAAAGGAAAGGCUCUUUGACUGAUCAUACCUCCUUUAAGUCCCAUUAUCAAGUUAAUUAUAGUACAGAAUCUUACUGUCAAAAGGAAUGAUAUUGUAUAAUUUCAUAGAACAACUAGUUAAAUUAAAGUUAACUAGUUAAAUUAAAGUUUUCAGGCACAAAUUACCCACAGGCACCUGAAGAUCUGAAGACCGAAACCGCAAAGUUUGCCAUGGUUUUACACAAGGACUUGUGAAUUUCAAACCGCAAGUUCUCGAAAGUGAAAGGUGCCCAUAUUGGGGAAGAUGGGAAGUAGGAACCUCUUAAGCAUGUAUCUUUCAUUAUCCUUUUUAUUUUUCGUACGUUUGUUUAGCAGUGACUUAAAAAUGUUAUUUCCUUUCUUGGUGGCCCUGUAUUUUAUAUGUGUAUUCCAGUCUGUUCUUCUAUAGUCAAGAGUCAAGAGGUGUUCCUUUCAUAAGUGUUUUUUUGCAAGAAAACACUGGAAAGGGAGAGUUAGAGAAACACUAGUUUGCUCUGUUUUUCUCUUGGUGAAAUAGAAUGUUAUAUAUAUGCCAAUGCAAUGUGAUUUGCAGAACCAAAAAGGGAUCUUCUAGUCUUUAUAAGAAUUUUGAUUUUGUCCAGACUUUUGCAUUAAUCUAUUUUGCAGCACUGUGGUAAAGCACUUUGUACCCAGCUUUCCAUAAGAUGUGUGAACUAAUUUGAUGCUUUAGAAAAACAUUGAGAAACCAUUACAGUACUUCUGUUGUCUCUUAGGCUGCAGUGAAGGUACAGGUUAGUGUAGUUUGCAUGGCACGACAUAAAAUGAAGUGUGUGAUGACUUUGGCUUUCUUUAAUAUAAUCUAAUAAAACCAGCGUAAAUGCCCUAAAAUGUUUUUUAUUAGAAACCAUUAAGUCUCAGUUCAUUUAGAAACAAAAUAUGAAAUACCAUUAGUUACAUGAUGUAUAGGUCUGAUUACUCAUUGAUAUCCUCCGUAAGAACAUUUUGCAAUAGAGAAAACUAUUUUAAAUGAUUAAUAAUUCAAGUGCUUUCAUCUCAACAUGCGAGCCACAAAGGUGCAGCCCACCACUGAUCUGGGGAUGUCACUGGCCAUGAUCUCCACACUCAAAAUAAAUUUGUAAUACUACUAAUAAUAUUGAUAAUGAGUCUUGGCUACAUUCUGCACUUUUGAGGAACUUUUUUAUUGUAGCUGCUCUGUUUAUAUUACUUCAGUGUAUAGAGUGAAUACUGUAUGUUUGCAUUAAUACUUCUGUCAUUGUUUAUUUUCAUUAUUGAGACUACAUUAUACAUUAGCUUGGGAGUUUUUGCAUUGGAUUAAUGAUUGGGUGUACAACACUAGCAUGUUAGUGGAGGAGUUGACAUCAGUAGAUCCGUGGUGGUGUUGUGACAUUUUAAUUUGGUAGCUGACACUAAUGUACUUGCAAUUUUAUAAAAAUUGUUUUAAACUGAGGUGUGUAGGGUUUUGUUACAGAUUUGAGCUUGAAAAAUUAUAUUCUCUUACUUGAUAAAGGCAGUGGGGAAAAACCUUUUUUUUCUUUUACUGUCAUUCAUAUUUUCCAAUAAUAUAAUUUAUGCAUAAUUUGUAGGCCAUUGGAGGCACAACAGUGUUGGAUCUUGUAUCAGAAUACUAAUUAAGUAGGUGAGAAAAUUAUAUAUCGGCACAUUUUGCAUCUUUUACACUUCAGAAUAACAUUGUCAGUUGUUAGAAAUCGUAUUCAAAUGAUAAUUAGUUCUGUUAAAAAUAGUACCCCCUGUUCUGUACUUUAAAGUGAAAAUCAGAUACAUUAGCUUUUUCCCAGUCCUAAAACCUACUCCAGUUAAAUUGGGGUAGUAUACAGGCACUAGUACAACUGUAAGCUCUAGUUUUUUUAAAUGUGCUUGGUUUUCUUUUUUGAGUCUGUCUUUGAUUACAGUUGUCUUUCCCAGGCUACUUAAACCCUAUUUAAGCACCGGAAAAUCAAAGCUUAAAAUGUGCGGUUUUCGUUGUUGCCCCUGUAUCUUUUUCUGUGGAAUGAUGUGAAGUAUUUCGUAGCAAAUUAAAUUUUGUCCACCAAUAUCCUGAAUGGUUGUAUGCCUGUCUUGGACCUACCUUAUGUAUUGGACUAAUUCAUAACUUUAAAUAGAGAAGAGCCAGAUGGAUGCAUAAUUUGUCUGAGAAGGAUUGUUUUUUCAUUUAAUUGGGACAAAUCAGUGUUACAGAAAUUCACAGUUGAAAUCUGUAUUUUUAAAAGAUGUGUGAGCCUAAAUUCAUUAUCUCUUCCUUUAUAGAAGGUUAUAUUGGAAAGAACAGGUUUUAAAUUUAUUCAUGUAUUGUUUAAUUAGUCAGAUAUAAGGAUUCCAUUUUCCCCUGGUAUAGUGGGUCCUAUUUGGCUUUUUGUAUUUUUAAAUGUUAAGUCUAAGUGUUGGUUAUGUGAAAACAUGUCUAUACUUAAAGUCCAAAUACAAAUUACAGGAAUUUGCUAGUACUAUGUAUAAAAAACUGUACUGAAAUUUUUUCACAAUUAAACAGUUUAAAACUAGAAUUAUAUUUGAAAUAGUGAUGGGAAAAGAAGUACAGUUUAAUCUAUGAUUUUGCUCUUGCUUUUGUCCUCUGUAUAGUUAUACAAAGCAUGACAAUCCAGUAUACUUUUAUGGCUUUAAAAUCUUGAAUGGUACUAUGCCUGCCCUGUGCUUUCUUCAUGUAUGAGAUGGGUUUAGAGCUCUUUUACUAAAUACUUACUUAGCUGGUAUUCUUAAUGUUGGCCUAGGACAAAAAAAAUGGCUUUUGCCUUUUAAUUUCCUGUUCCUGAACUGCAUAUUGCCUUUCCAGUGGGUAGUGGAGGAAAGUUCGCUAUAUUGGCAGUAAAAAACAGUAGUUCUCUCAGGUUGUACAUUCCCACUGUCAGAAAGUGUAUCACCCCUCCUGUACUCCCCUGUCUGUAAAGAGGUGACAUAAAAUAGUGAAUUAAACUCCCUGAAAACGGUUUGGAAUUGUUAACCAUGAACAUUAAGACUCUGCAAACACUUGUUUCAUUGUUCUCGGCACACACUCAUGAUCACAUUAAAAUACUAAGAGAAAUAUUGGCAAAAUAAGGCUCAGAAUAGCCAUCCAGCUUAGAUUGACAUUGUAAAUCACAGUUAUCAAAGAAAAUGCAUUUUCCACGCUAGCUCAUUCUGCUGUGUGAAAAUUGUGCAUUUUUAAUAAUCUCUGAAUACUGCACAACAUUAAAAGAUUUAAGGGCUAGCAAAACCUUUCAUCGCCUGGGGGUUUUAGUGAUUGACCAGAAAAGAAAAAAAGACAGUUGUGUGUCAGGCUGCAUGAUGCUACGUCUUUUCCCAUGUGGGAGCUGUGCUAUUGUUCUCUGAACUCAUAUGACAAGUUGGCAGACAUCUGUUUGUUAUAUUUCCAGUUCCAUCUCUGGCACAUUCCAUACAAAGGGAUGAUUAGGAGGGGGAGUUUAUCUGUGAAUUACUAGGUAGGGAAUUCCUUGAGCACCAAACAGAAUGGCUCAUUGGGCCAGAGCUUGUCAAACAAACAGUGCAUUUAAAUCAUAAAGGUAAUGGCUGGGUAAAAAAAGACUGCUCCUUAUAUUUGAGGAGACUUGUGCUUUGUUAAAAAUCUUACUGUAACUAUGCAGUGUUGUUUACAUAUAUCACACCAUGAAAAUAUUGCCUACUGCCUCAAAGCUACAUUUAUAUUUACAUGUAUUCUAAUUUAUGAUAUCAAACAAUAAAGCAUAAUUAUUUUUAAAAUUCUUGAUCAUAGGCAUUAACUAUAUUUGAGCCUCUCUUAAAUUCUACACUGCCUUCCACUAAAACUUUAACUUGUUCAUUUUUGGUGUUGCAGUGUUGAACUACCUUUGUAAGUUUGCUAGCGUUGAUUUAAUUUGUUAAUGUCAAGGGUCUCGGUCAUAUAAAACAACAAACUCUCUUAACUUUAACUGUGAACAAGUAGAGGAAAAAAGCACUAUGAAAAUUAUCUGCAGUGACAAAGGCCCGAAACACUUAUUACUUCUUUUUGAUAUUUUUAAUUAUUCUCAUUUUUAUACAAAUGUCUUUGAUGAUAGACUGUUCAACAAGAUAGGUUUUGAUGUUUGUUCAAAGAAGACAAAGACACUGCCUGAGGAGGAAUAAAAACAGCACUUGCUGCUUUCAUUGAAGGAAAAAAAACGGUGCAUCUCAUUUGAGAAUUCACUUUGGUUAAAAGGUACAAGAAUGACACUGCAUAACUGUCAAGACUCACCAUCAGGAAAUCGCCUAACUUGCUCUUAAGAGGCCUGUACAAACUGAAAUUAGUUUUACUAUGUAUGAAUGUCCACAGUGAAAUCCAGGCUUCUUAUGUCAAGUAAUUAAGUUCCUCUGGUUUUUGAGCACCCCCUCAUAGAAAAACAAAAAUUUCUAAAAGUGAAGGAAUCCUGUCUUCUGGAUUCUCUGAGAAAUGCAUUGUUUUAUGAAUACCUUAUUUUGCUUCAAGCUCUUUGUUGUCUGUCAAAUGAGGAGCUGUUUUAUAACACUUGUGUAAAAGUUUUUUUACUGUGUACAUUGAAGAGAAAGAUAAGAGAAAGUGAGGUAAAUAAAAUCUCUCCUAAAACCUUUCCACAUGAUUUGGUUUUAUUUUAUUUUUAUGCCUCAUUUUACACUUUGUUGUCAUUAGCAGAAUUAUAAUCCAGUUAAUAAAAACCUCAAGGACAACAAAUAUCUUAAUUUGUUCCAAUUUGUGUUGUUCACCUUCUACAAGUAAUUUUGAUGAAAUAUAAAGGAAGAGCAAGCCUUAAAUGUCUGGUUUAAUUAUUUUUUUAUAAUACAUUGUAAUUUUGUUGCACUUCUCUUUAAGCUUGCAUUGUCAAAAUGCUAUAAACACCCCUGCACUUGGGGAACUAGCAUCCUCCUGCAAAUGGAAACUGGUUUAGUUGCUCAGCCAGAGAGGUUUAAUGUCAGUUUACGUUUUACAGUUACUGAAUGUCACCGUAAGCUGUGAGCUACCAUUUAAACUACCUCAGGUUAAUUGGAAGGCUUUUACUCUGUGCUAACUGAAUGAACUCCAGUGGUAUGUAUACUGUAUAUUACUGAACACCUCUGUCAUUGUCCACUGAAACUAAUGAAUAAAGUUCCCUCUUUUAUUAUAUCUUGGUAAAAGACAUAUUUCGAAAGUAUGGUCAUCAGAAAGAGGUUUCUUUGAUCAAAAUACCUCUUAGGCUGUCGGGGUAAAGCAGAUAACUUUGCAUUGUUGUUUGUCAUUGUGGUCUGACAGAUGGUGAAUGGAAAGCAUUCAAUUAUCUUUGAUUAGUUUCCAGCGUCCAGUAAAGGACAGCACUGCAGUAAAUUUGUUUUCCCGGCUGUUAUUUUCAACAUUAUUCGUUGAAUGUAAUGGGCUUAACAAUGGUAAGGAAAAAAAUACAUAAGGGUACUUAUGUGACCCACAGUUUUACUUUAUGCUUUAGUACAUUUCAGUACAUGCAUCUUUAUUAGGGCAAAAAAUGUUAGAUGGAUAAGACUUUAUUGAUCCUGAAGGGAAAUUGAUUAUUUAUUUGCUGUUACAUUUGAAAAGACUACGACCUUUGGUAAUGUUGCCAGAAUUGCAAUACAUAUCAGCAAUUUUAUAUUUUAUAAUUUUAUAUUUUAUUUUCUCAGUGUACUGUACAUGCCCCACAUUGAGAACUAUGUAAGUUUUUUUUUUGUCUGCCACUGCUUUUUUAGGACCUUCUUCUGUUAGAAGGAGUUUUUGUAAGCCUUGGCAUCUUACAAAUAUUUUUUCGGAUUUACUGGAGUAUAAAAGUUUCUGCCAAAUUCUUGUUUCAUGAAUCUGUAGGUUUAACACAAAACAAGCUGAAUGUGCUCAAGUGUCAAAUCGUAACAUAUUUGUGUUUGUUGUUUCUUGGUCUUAUGGCUCGUUCAAUCGUGAAUCGUCAAAUGUUUUUUCUUCCCAUUUAAAAAUGUAAUUUUCAACUUGGUUGUAAACAAUACCCUUUCCCAGAUGUUAAAUACUAAAGACACUCUUCAAUACAAGAACAUAGAUAUUGAUUUUAUGUUUGAUUUACGCUUAAUUAAGUGUUAAAAUUAACACUACAAAAUACUGAUAUUUCUCCUAUCAAAUUGCUGUUUCAGAGCCCUGGUGAAUUCAUGUUUUUUUGUAGCUGCAUACUUGUGAAGAUCUUUCCUAUUUUUGCAUCCUUUGAAAUGUGCUUAUGCAGUUACUUUCACUACUGCUUUUCAGGGACCUUUCAGAGGGAAUUUCACAAUAAACCAUGUGAGCUUGUGUUGUUCAGAA